UUGAAGUUGGACCUGCAGACUGCUUUUUAUUCAGUUUGCAGACACCAUGGCUCAGCUGGUGGAGUGUGUCCCCAACUUCUCUGAGGGUCGAAACAAAGAGGUGAUCGAUGCCAUCUCAGCAGCCAUCUCCGGCACCUCCGGCUGCAGCCUGCUGGACGUGGACCCCGGAGCCUCCACCAACCGAACCGUCUACACCUUCGUAGGCUCCCCCGACGCCGUGGUGGAGGGCGCGCUGAACGCCGCCCGGCAGGCCUUCGGCCUCAUCGACAUGAGCAAGCACUCAGGUGAGCAUCCUCGGACCGGAGCGCUGGACGUUUGCCCCUUCAUCCCCGUCCAGAACAUCUCCAUGGACGACUGCGUCAACUGCGCCAACGUGUUCGGACAGAAACUGGCAGACAUGUUGAGCGUCCCCGUGUAUCUUUACGGAGAAGCAGCACGGAAAGAAACAAGAAGAAGUCUUCCGUCUGUCCGGGCCGGAGAGUACGAAGCUUUACCUGAGAAGUUGAAGCGGGAUGGUUGGGCCCCUGACUUCGGCCCUGCCGAGUUCGUGCCGUCAUGGGGCGCCACAGUAACCGGCGCUCGCAAGUUCCUCAUCGCCUACAACGUGAACCUGAUCGGCACCAAGGAGCAGGCUCAUCGCAUCGCUCUGGACGUCCGAGAGCAGGGCCGGGGGAAAGACCAGCCCGGGCGGCUGCAGAAGGUGCAGGGGAUGGGCUGGUACCUGGACGAGGCCAACGUUGCUCAGGUGUCCACCAACAUCCUGGACUACGAGCUGACCCCCCUCCACACCGUGUACGAGGAGAUCCGCAGGGACGCAGAGGACCUGAAGCUGCCGGUGGUCGGCUCUCAGAUCGUCGGUCUGAUCCCACUGAAGGCUCUGCUGGACUCGGCAGACUUCUACAUCCACAGAGACCGACUCUUCAUCCUAGAAGAGGAGCACAAAGUCCGCCUGGUCAGAGACCACUUGGGCCUCGACUCUCUCGGCCCGUUUCAAACCGAAAGAGAGAAUUCCAUAGAGUACAUGGUGAGGUCACAGGAGGACAGCCGGCUGGUUUCUCUGUCUCUGCAGCAGUUUGUUCGGAGCGUCGGUGCUCGGACAGCGGCUCCUGGUGGAGGAUCGGUUUCUGCUGCCGUCGCCGCUCUGGGGGCGGCGUUGGGCGCCAUGGUGGGUCAGAUGACGUACGGGAAGAGGCAGUUCGAGAACCUGGACGGCGUCAUGAGGAGGCUGAUUCCUCCAUUUCAUCAGGCCAUGAAUGAGCUGCUGCUCAUGGUGGAUGCCGACGCCGCUGCCUUCAACGGCUACAUGGCGGCACUGAAAAUGCCAAAGAACACAACGGAGGAAAUAAAAAGGCGUCAGGCGGCGAUGCAGGUGGGGCUGCAGCAGGCAGUUGGCGUUCCGCUGGCUCUGGCCGAGAGGAUCAGCGUCCUCUGGCCGUCUCUCAAAGAAAUGGUGGUCUACGGAAACAUCGCCUGCAAGUCCGACGCUCAGGUGGCAGCUAAAGCGUUGGAGGCUGCUGUUUUCGGCGCGUAUUACAAUGUCACCAUCAACCUCAAAGACAUCGCAGACGCCGCCUUCAAGACGACUACUCAGGCGAGAGCGUCGGCGUUGCUGCAAGAAGCGAAGGAGAGCGCCGCCGCCGUCCUCCAGGCCGCCGAGGACAGAAGCUGAAUUUAUCUGCUCGUUGUGCAGCGUUUAACCUCCGACGCUUUGUGAUUGGAUGAUUCUCGCAGCAGUGCACUCUGGGACUUGUAGUUGUGGCCUUCUCUUAAA
Molecule: messenger RNA, 1771 nt
Organism: Morone saxatilis (striped sea-bass)
Lineage: Eukaryota; Metazoa; Chordata; Actinopteri; Moronidae
Gene: ftcd
Product: formimidoyltransferase cyclodeaminase
Exons: 14
Coding region: 47-1669 (540 amino acids)
Molecular function (GO): folic acid binding; transferase activity
Source: RefSeq, a predicted model, not a curated record